GUGGCAAAUGCUACCCUUUGGGCUCCGGGAGGGUUGGCGCUGUACAGCGUGGGACUGCACGCCAUCAUCGCCUGGCGAGUCCCUCAGAACUCUUCCCUGCAGUUCUGUGGUUUUCCCGCAGUUAGUCCGGGUGGAAAGGAUAGUGAAGAUUAGGUGACUUGGAGGCCGUGUGCUAGGCGAGUUUCUAGUUUUAAAAUUUUCAAAGCUUAGAACUUACAAAAUAAUAGGAGAGCAUAUUGCACUGACGAUGUUUGCUAGUUUGGACUUUAAAACAGUAACUGCUUUCUCUCAAAUUGAGAAAAUUUGAUUUUCUGAAGCCCUAAACUGUCUUUUGUGUAUGCCGUGUGUUCUGGACUUGCUUUGCAGACAUCUGUCUCCCCCUGACACUUCAGAGGCUCUCAGCCAAACAAAAUUAAGGGUGUUUUGCACUAGGAGAGGGAUAUUUAUGUUUUGUGCAAAGUCUUGGUUCUGUUGUGUUGUAGUCUUUGAUUGUCAUUUCCACCGUCUAUGAUAGCCAUUAGCAAGAGCACAUCAUGAAGGGAUCAGCUUUUCCUGUCAGUUAUGCAAGCAGAAUUAUGCAAAAGCAGUAUUUUCUUCCGAGCUCCAACUUGAUGGGAGCACGGCUGUCUGGAUCCUAUGGUGAUACACAGGAGCCUAAGACUAAUCCUUUGGUGUCUAUUUCAGAUGAGCCAGAAACACUGUACAAGAGAUUGUCCAUUUUAGUUAAAGGACACGAUAAAGCUGUGUUGGACAGUUAUGAAUAUUUUGCAGUGCUUGCAGCUAAAGAACUUGGCAUCUCUGUUGAAAAAGUAGAUAAGCCCCCAAAGACAAUAGAACGAUUUACACUUCUCAAAUCUGUACACAUUUACAAGAAGCACAGAGUUCAGUAUGAAAUGAGAACACAUUACAGGUGUUUAGAGUUGAAAUACCUAACAAGCAGUACUGCUGCAGUUUACUUGGAGUAUGUACAACGAAACUUACCUGAAGGGGUUGCCAUGGAAGUGAAAAAGACUAAGAUAGAGAAAAUACCAGAACACAUUCGGAAACCUGUUUGGGAUACACUACCUCAAGAAGAAGAAACUGAAGUGAAGUCAUGAACACACCAAAUACCUGGCUCUUCAUACUGAAAUUCAUUGUUCCUAUCAACCUCAUUUACUGAGACAGUCCAUUAUUAAAUAAAGGUUCUCUUAUAAAGAAAUUA
This is a messenger RNA of Cyanistes caeruleus (blue tit), 1201 nucleotides long. It is a transcript of the gene MRPS10, whose product is annotated as mitochondrial ribosomal protein S10. Lineage: Eukaryota; Metazoa; Chordata; Aves; Passeriformes; Paridae. Gene Ontology annotation, molecular function: structural constituent of ribosome. Gene Ontology annotation, cellular component: mitochondrion; mitochondrial small ribosomal subunit; ribosome. The record is from RefSeq and is a predicted model, not a curated record. Gene Ontology annotation, biological process: translation.